Molecule: messenger RNA, 1398 nt
Organism: Schistosoma mattheei
Lineage: Eukaryota; Metazoa; Platyhelminthes; Trematoda; Strigeidida; Schistosomatidae
Source: the annotation of a GenBank genome assembly
AUGCAAAAAUAUGUGUUCUCAUUCGCUGCAUCUGAAUUUGUAAAUUUUCGUUGGAUUGAAUUCAAGUCUUUGGCUGAAAUUGAACAACUUAGUUAUUCUGUUAGUGAAUCUAAAGAUGAUUGGUUGAGGCCAUAUAUUGUGGUCGAAAUGGAAAAUGAUGAUUCUGUUUUGUCAAUUAUUAAACGCAGCGUUUUAAUCAAGUCUGCUUUUCAUUUAUGGUGUGAAGCAGCAACCUUAUCAGAAUUAAUUCAACAGGUUGCCAAUCUUCCUAAUGAGUUGAUAGAUCCUUAUUUAAAUGGUUGUGGCACUUUCAAAAUAGUUUUAAGUUCUGCUCAUAAGAAGCUCAAACAAGAGGAGAAAAUACCUAUAAUAGAAACUAUUCUUGAUGCCCAUGAGAGGAUCGAUGCCCAAGUUUCUUUAUCAUCACCAGAUCAUCAAAUCAACAUUCUUCUAGAAUACACCCUAAGAACCUUGGAAAGAAUACAAUUAGUUCUGGGUAUAAGAAGAAAUAUGAUGAACGACUAUCGUCUAUCAGAAAGAGCUCACUUAGGCAAUACAACUAUGAAUGUAACAUUAGCAGCAAUAAUGGCUAAUGUGGGACUUUGUCGAAAAUCAUCUUUUGUUUGGGAUCCUUUCAUCGGUACCGGAAGUACAGUAAUAGCAGCUUCUGUAUGGGGUUCAUUCGGUGGUGGUUCAGAUAUAGAUUAUUCUGUACUUCAUGGAAUAGGAAUGUCUCCAAAAGCUGGUCAGGAAAGACGUUGUGGUGAAACAUUACGAUCGAAUUAUGAACAGUACAAAUUGGAAUCACGUUAUUUAGAUGUCAUGGUGGCUGAUAUAGUAUCAUUACACAAAUUUUUACGUAUUCCUCAUGGUGGUUUAUUCGACGCAAUAAUAACUGAUCCACCCUAUGGAUUUCGUGAACGUAGUUGUAAAGUAUCUGAACAACCAGUUGAACGUAAACCUACUCUUGUCACUAGACAUCGACUAGCUGAAAUUAUGGGCGUAAUGCAUAUUGGUGAUGAAAAUCACAAUGGGAAUAAGGAUGAAGUUGAUGAGGAAUCUUUAAUUCUGGUACCACAUGACUUACCACACUUCCCACACAAAGAAGUAUAUCCAGUUAAUAAAAUAUACAAAGAUUUAUUGGAUUUAGCAGCUUAUCUUUUAUAUCCCAAUGGACGUUUAGUAUUUUGGAUACCAGUAUUACGUUCAGAAUUUAUUGGUGUAAAAUCUUUACCUCAUCAUCCUAGUUUUCGUUUACUUGCAGCUUGUGAACAGACUUUAAAUACACGUAACUCAAGGUACAUGGUAGUAAUGGUGAAGUUGGAUACUAAUCAACAAUUAAAUGAUCUAUCUAAUGAAAAUGAAGAUUUAAUAUUUCCAGCUGUUUAUGCCAAAUAA